Molecule: messenger RNA, 1421 nt
Organism: Puntigrus tetrazona (Sumatra barb)
Lineage: Eukaryota; Metazoa; Chordata; Actinopteri; Cypriniformes; Cyprinidae
Exons: 12
Coding region: 1-1149 (382 amino acids)
Biological process (GO): cytoskeleton-dependent cytokinesis; regulation of exocytosis
Cellular component (GO): septin ring; microtubule cytoskeleton; cell division site
Molecular function (GO): molecular adaptor activity; GTPase activity; GTP binding
Source: RefSeq, a predicted model, not a curated record
AUGGAUCAGCACAUAGAAGAGCUUUCCAUAGCACUGAAUGACUCUGGAACAGAGAGUCUCCUCAAGGAUCCUGACACUUCUCUUUGUGACUCCACUGAAGCAGAAGACAAAGAUGAAAGUAUCCGUUCGUCUCACAUAUUCGGCUCAUCCUCUUCUCUGGCUGAAGAUAAAACACUUCCCGCUGUUGACAAAUCACCUCUUAAUCCCAAGAGUCCAGGGGGCAGCUUUGACCCUCAUGGCUUAUCAGAGAAAUAUGUUGGCAUUGUGACAUUGCCAAACCAAGUCCAACAGAAAGCAGUGAAAAAGGGAUUUGUGUUCAAUCUUAUGGUUGUUGGUGAGUCUGGUUUAGGCAAAUCCACUCUUGUCAACAGCCUUUUCCUCACAAACCUCUAUAUGGACAGAUAUAUGCCUGAUGUUUCAGAGAAGAUAGCUCGGACAGUAUCGAUAACGAAAAGCACUUUAGACAUCGUUGAAGAGGGAGUAAAUCUAAGACUCACAGUUAUCGACACCCCUGGUUUUGGAGAUGCCCUUAAUAAUCACGAAAGCUGGAAGGCCGCAGUUCAUUAUGUAGAUCAGGAGAUGGAGAAGUACCGCAGAAAUGAGAUCGGGAUGAACCGUAAAGACAUAACAGACAACAGAGUGCACUGUUGUCUGUACUUCAUUUCACCUCAUGGCCAUGGUCUUAAACAAAUCGACGUGAACUUUAUGAAAGCCUUGGAUCAGAAGGUCAACAUCGUGCCUGUGCUGGCUAAAGCAGACAGCCUCACUCCAAAAGAGACCUGCAAUAUCAAGGCAAAGCUUUUGACUGAAAUUGACAAAUUCAGAAUCAGGGUCUUCCAGGUUCCAGAGUGUGACCCAGAUAAUGAAGAUCUGUUCAAGCAGCAGACUCUAGAGAUAAAGAGAAGUAUGCCAUUUGCUGUUAUUGGGAGUAAUACAGUAGUAGAGAGAAAUGGCAGGAGAGUUCGAGCCCGUGUCUAUCCAUGGGGUACUGUAGAAGUUGAGAAUCCAUCUCACAGUGAUUUUGUGCAUCUGAGGAACAUGUUGAUCCGCACACACAUGCAGGACCUGAUACAUACAACCCAUCAUGUGUUGUAUGAGAACUAUCGGAUAAAUUGCCUUUGCAGGAACCCAAUCUUGGAGAAUGUAUAAGGAAACCUUGGCAUGUCUCACUGAAACCUUGGCAGUGAAAGAGCUGACUGAAGAAAAAGAAAAAUGAAAAAGUACAGUUUUAAAAAGAUCACUUAAAGACAGUAACGAACCUAUCUAAUGUUUGAAUUAUUUAAAUUGCUUUGAGGUGUCUAACAAUAUGCUUUAUAUUUAGGCCCAUGCAUUUAUUUGGGGUAAGAUGAAAAAAUAACAUAGAAUAUAGAAACAAAUGUAAAUAUUCAUAUUUUUUAAUUCCGAAGAUAAUAAAUACUUUA